Molecule: messenger RNA, 2325 nt
Organism: Phaeoacremonium minimum UCRPA7
Lineage: Eukaryota; Fungi; Ascomycota; Sordariomycetes; Togniniales; Togniniaceae
Product: putative vacuolar sorting protein 1 protein
Exons: 6
Coding region: 1-2325 (774 amino acids)
Biological process (GO): peroxisome organization
Cellular component (GO): membrane; peroxisome; cytoplasm
Molecular function (GO): microtubule binding; GTPase activity; GTP binding
Source: RefSeq, a predicted model, not a curated record
AUGAGCGAGCGCCACACCAUGGAGGUCGGUGUAGCGGCAAAAAUACAAGACGACGAUAAACUAAAGAUCAAGAGCGAGCCCGUCGACCAGGCAUACGGAAACGGACAGGUUGCAGACAGCCCCCCUGCGGCAGAUAGAGCCAUCAAAAAGGAGGCCACUCCAGACACAUCGGGCAUCACCUGCGGCUCCAAACGACCGCCCAAUAUCGGCGUCAUGGCGGCUAAUAACUCUCUUGCGACGCAGGGAGGCAUCUCAGACCCAGCUCUCAUCACGCUCGUGAACAAGCUCCAGGAUGUCUUCGCUACCGUCGGAGUCAACAACCCCAUCGAUCUUCCCCAAAUAGUCGUCGUUGGCAGCCAGUCCAGUGGAAAGAGUUCCGUGCUAGAGAAUAUCGUCGGCAGAGACUUCUUACCUCGAGGCUCCGGUAUCGUGACACGACGACCCCUUGUGCUCCAACUCAUCAACCGACCUGCCUCUGCCCAGACAAAUGGCGUCGACAAGGAGAUCGCUGGCAGCACUGAUAAGGCCGCAAACGCAGACGAGUGGGGCGAGUUCCUGCAUAUUCCUGGGCAGAAGUUCUACGACUUUAACAAGAUCCGAGAUGAAAUCAGCAGAGAGACAGAGGCCAAGGUCGGCCGGAAUGCGGGCAUUUCACCUGCGCCGAUCAACCUGAGAGUUUACUCUCCGAACGUCCUCACCCUGACCUUGGUCGAUCUGCCGGGUCUGACAAAGGUGCCUGUUGGUGAUCAGCCGCGAGAUAUCGAGAGACAAAUCCGAGAUAUGGUCAUGAAGUAUAUUGGAAAGUCGAAUGCCAUCAUCCUGGCUGUCACAGCUGCGAAUAUCGAUCUGGCCAACUCUGAUGGUUUGAAGCUCGCUCGAGAGGUGGACCCCGAGGGACAAAGGACCAUUGGUGUUCUGACCAAGGUCGACCUCAUGGACGAGGGUACGGAUGUCGUCGAUAUUCUUGCCGGUCGUAUCAUCCCUCUACGCCUAGGAUACGUCCCUGUUGUAAAUCGAGGUCAGAGAGAUAUCGACAACAAGAAGCCCAUCCAAGCCGCCCUGGAGGGCGAGAAGAACUACUUCGAGAACCACAAGGCAUACAGAAAUAAGAGCUCGUACUGCGGAACACCAUACCUGGCGCGAAAGCUCAAUCUCAUCUUGAUGAUGCAUAUCAAGCAGACACUGCCGGAUAUCAAGGCUCGUAUUGCGAGCUCUCUGCAAAAGUACACGUCUGAGCUUGACAGCCUUGGCCCCUCGCUACUUGGUAACAGCGCCAACAUCGUGCUGAAUAUUAUCACGGAGUUCACCAACGAGUGGCGGACUGUUCUUGACGGCAACAACACAGAGCUGUCAAGUACCGAGCUGUCCGGAGGUGCCAGAAUCAGCUUCGUCUUCCACGAGCUAUACUCCAACGGUGUGAAGGCGGUGGAUCCCUUCGAUGUUGUGAAGGAUGUGGACAUUCGAACCAUUCUUUACAACUCCUCUGGUUCAUCGCCGGCACUCUUUGUCGGCACCACCGCCUUCGAGCUGAUUGUCAAGCAGCAGAUUAAGCGGCUGGAGGAGCCAAGCUUGAAGUGCGUUUCUCUCGUCUACGACGAGCUUGUCCGCAUUCUCAGCCAGCUGCUCGGCAAGACCCUCUACCGACGGUACCCCUCCCUCAAGGAGAAGGUUCAUGCUGUGGUCAUUGGCUUCUUCAAGAAGGCUAUGGACCCCACCAACAAGCUCGUCAAGGAUCUUGUUGCCAUGGAAGCAUGCUACAUCAACACUGGCCACCCUGACUUCCUAAACGGCCACCGCGCAAUGGCUAUGGUCAACGAGCGCCACAAUCCGUCAAAGCCGGUACAGGUUGACCCCAAGACUGGCAAACCCCUACCUGCUUCUGCCUCCACACCACGAGCAGCAAGCCCGACAUUGGCUGAUAGCAACCUCGGUGACUCCAAUGGAGGCUUCUUUGGCAGCUUCUUCGCUGCGAAGAACAAGAAGAAGGCUGCGGCUAUGGAGCCCCCGCCGCCGAUGCUGAAGGCGUCCGGCACACUAUCCGAGCGAGAGAAUAUUGAAGUUGAGGUUAUCAAGUUGCUCAUCGCCUCUUACUUUAACAUCGUAAAGAGGACCAUGAUCGACAUGGUACCAAAGGCCAUCAUGCUUACCCUCGUCCAGUUCACCAAGGAUGAGAUGCAAAAGGAGCUUUUAGAGAACAUGUACAGGGCUAGCGAACUGGACGAUCUUCUAAAGGAGAGCGACUACACUAUCCGCAGGAGGAAGGAGUGCCAGCAGAUGGUAGAGUCCCUGUCUCGCGCAAGCGAAAUCGUCAGCCAAGUUCAGUGA